CUAUGCCCUUGUUCUGAGCUGUUGAAGGUGUUGUGAGUGUUCAACGUUCAAAGAAAGCAAAGCCAAUAUUUAUUUUUAUGUGAUCAAGCAAAUGUGUUUCUGGGCAGGCAAGUAACGGAACUUUUUAACUGUGGGGCCAACUUUAUUUUUGCAUCAACAUUUUUCAUAGUGAAAGUGAGGAGGUUAGGGAUUUAUUCAGUCAUUUCAGUUGCCUCUCCUGCAGAUCUGUCCAAUUGACCCAUCAAAUCAAACUUUGCCCGGUCCUAGCUCAAAAUCUAUCUUUUUUUCCCCCCUCGCAGUUUAUUUUGGCCAUUCAUUAUAGGACAUCUUUCGUAACACCAUCAAAGUCAUUACUUCCGGCACUAAUUGAUUGAGAGAUACAGCAUGGAAAUAGACCUUUGGCCCACUCUUCCAUGCUGAACAUCAAUCACCUGUUCACACCAGUUCUUUGUUAUCUAAGGUUCUCAUUUACUCCAUACACACUAGGGACAAUUGACCUAUAAACUUGAACAUCUUUGGGAUGUGAGAGGAAUCCCACACAUUCACAGGGAGAACGUGCCGACUCCACUUAGACACCACCCGAGUUCAGGAUCGAACCUUGAUCUCCGGUGUUGUGAGACAGCGGCUCCCACCAGCUGCGACAUUGUGCCACCCUUUAAAUCCAUUCUUCAAUGUCUAACCUAAAGCUGAACUCCAAAUUGAGAUACAAUGGUGUCCUAUGUUUGUGUGAUUUAACCACUUGCCCUUAACCUCUGAACUAUUAUCAGACCUCCAUGUUCCAUUUACUCUUCCAAGUCCUUGAAAACAAUACUGAGUUACAAGUACAUGCCAUUUUUCCACUGUUUGACCUCAACAUUUCUCCUCUUCCUUGGAGCUUGACUCUUGUCACUUUGAUACACCAACAUUCUCGUCCUCAUCCAAUAUCUGUCCUGCAUUUUGAAGCUCAAUGGGACUUUCCUUCUUAGCUACUUUAGGUUAACCAGCACAUCUCUUUUUGCUCUCAAAAUGUCCUUUCUAACUUUGCUUAGGAUCAUGUUUUGCUUUCUCACAUAUGUAACACCAUCUGAAGAGUGGGGCUGUGAGCUAGAUGUCUGCUGCCCUGAAUCUAAAAAUUUCCAGUUGAUAAAUAUAUUAGUGGAGAUUCUGUGAUAUUAGUUACGAUAUAUCAGCUGAUGCACUAAUUUUACAUAAACAAUAUUAUUUACUAUAUAAUACAGUAAACCCUCAUUAUUAUGAACUUCUUUAUAACAUAUUUUGGUUAUGGUGGACUCUUUCAGAACACAGGGUGCUGAUAACAUUGUGAAGGUUAUUGAAAUUGACAAGGCACAGAAAUUGACAAGCCAUUGCUUCCAUUGACACUUAACUCUAUUAAACAAUGUAACAAACAGCCUUUAGUAUAUUUAGCUGGUAGUAACAAAAAUACUUUCUAGCUGUUACAAAGAACAAUGUACUCUCAGCAGGUUAGACUGGUUAGUGCCUUUGGAAGGAGCAUAGAGUUAACGUUUAAGAUUGAUGUCCUUUCACCCUGAACUUCAGGCGGGCAGUUGAUAGUGGGAAUCUCACAGAGCUGGACAGGGUUUCCACACUGCCACCCAAAACUUCCCAUUUUGCUCCCAAUCUCUGCUUAUGGGAAUCAGCAGCAAGGACAGUGGUUAUUACUGUUCCUCAGCUGUCCUGGACAAGAUGGUGUCGAGCAACCUUCUAGGGCCGCUGCGCUCCGUGUGGUGAGAGAGGCCCCACUGGGCUCAAUGAUGGCGUUCCAGGAUUCUGACCCGGGCAAGUGAUGUCAAUGGGGGGGAAACCUUUACUCGGUUAUAGCGGACAACGGCAAUAACAUACAUCAUUCCCCCCUCCCCCUCCUAUGGUUUUUUAUAAUGAGGGUUUACUGUAUUUUGUUGGCACAGUGGUGCAGCCUCACAAUGGCAGGUGCUGUCCAUAUGGUGUUUUCAUGUUUUCCCUGUGACAACUUGGGCAUUUUCCUACAUCCUAAAGACGUGCAGGUGGGUAGAUUAAUAGUCCACCAUACAUUGCCCCUCAUGUAUAGGUGAGUACUUGAAUCUGGAGAAUUAACAAAAUGUAGGGAAAAUUAGAUUAAUAGGAUACAAAGUCCUAGAGAACCUCAGCUGAUCAAGCGGCAUCCAUGGAGGACAUGGAUAGGUGACAUUUCAUGAGAAGAUCCUUCUUCAGACUGAUUGUAGAAGAAAAGGGAUGAGGCAGGACCCGUGUGGCAGGUAACAGGCAAAAGGGGGUAUGGUUUGAAAGGCAACUGCUCGGAACAAAGGCCAAAGAUAUGAAAUGAAGGAAGAUGUGGGACAGGUUUGAAGGGUUGAGAAAACCCUACUCCCUCCUAUGUGCUGACCUACUAAUGACCCUGAAGGUCCUGCCACUCUCUUUUUCCAGCUUUCUUCUCCCCCCUUCCCCUACAAUCAGUCUGACUCUAAACAACAUCUAUCCAUUUUCUACAGGGAUGCGGCCUGACCUGACUCCAGCAUUUUGUGUCCUUUUGUGUAUUAACCAGCAUCUGCAAUUCUUUAUUUCUGCAGAAUGAGAUUACUGAAGGUUUAGUGUGGUUGAUGCAGACUCAGUGGGCUGAGGACAUCAGUGCUGUAUUUCUCCAUCAUUCUACCAUGUAAUAUAUUAUUCGGUUAAGACAACAUCUAAAAAUAGAUUCCUUGUAUAUGUUUGCUUUUGAAAAAAUUUGAUCCUAUGUAAUUUGCACCAGGAAGAAUGAAGGUGGAAUACUGGUGUGAUUGAACUAUCCUUAUUAUGUAUGACUGCAUCAAAUACUUGCCACUGUUUCGGAUGGCAUCUUUCUUUAUACAUGAAAUAAAUAGUUGGAGCUUGCCCUGUUAAAAACCGUAGCUGGAAAAUGGACUUCCAGGUCGAGGAAGUGAUUGACGAUAAUAAAAAUGUAUUUUGUGAAUCUCCUGGAGAUGACAGUAAUGAUAGUAGUGACAAUGAUGCAGCAAUGAGCCCCACCCAUUUUCUACAUUCGUGGGAAUCGGAAAGAAAACUCAUUGAUGUUCUGAUCACACUUAGUGAGGAAGGCUAUGAAGAUGAAAAGUCGAUGGACCCGUCCGUCCCUUGUGGUGGAUGGGAUGAUGCAGUGCAUUGCUGGAGAACAGAUAACCUCCAUUCCUUCAUUCCCAUGUUGAAAAAAACAAAUAAAUCAAGAAAUGACAGUCACUGUGCGGUCUGUGCAGAGAUGGUACCCAUCGUCGCAAGGAAAACUGGCCAAGAUAUUGAACAUUCUAAAUCAUUUAGUAACACAUUUGUGUAUAAUGUCGCAGAGGAGGAUUUCAGCUCUAUCCCAGCGAAAACUCCAGCAAGCCAGAUGUAUACAUUCAGCUCUACAGUUUCACAGGUGCAAGCAAGUAAGGCAAGCAAAGAAAUUCAUACUGAAGACAAGACAGAAACUGAAAUUAAUCCACAUAAAGAAAAAGAGUAUGAAAUGAUCCUGGGCACCAUUCAACAGAUGCCCUUUAGAAAACAUUUCUCCCUACUUCCACCUGUAAAAAUUGUCAAUGACAGUGAUAUGUCGGCUCCGAGCGUCAAUCCUGGAACAAAUUUUAGUUGGGGAACACAAAAUGGCAACCCAAAUAUGAAAAUUGUGAGUGAAGCAUUGGAGAACAGUGGCAGCAUUGCCACCAAAUACUGCCUCAGGACCCAUCAUUGCAAUAUGGCUAUGCUACAGGUCAGCGACAUAGAAAAGACUGCAAUAUCUCCUCCUAUUGGAAUUACAAGAAUCAUGAAUCAUUGGUGCUGGCGAUACCCCUUAUUGCAAGACAACCAUAAUCUGUUCAUCAAUGGUGUGCCAGCCUCCAAACUAAAGGGAUACCACAGAGUGGGCCUACAGCCUAUGAAAAUAACAAAACAUCACACAAAGAACACAAAGCAAGAUAUCCCUGGGAAAUCUGCUUUCAGUCACAGUGGUUCAACUGAUAAAAGGCAAAAAGUCACAGGGCAUAAUAUUCUCCCUAUGCUCCCACAACCAGGUCCACCACCACCUUCCAGACCUAGAAUAGCAGUCUCUGUACUGCCCCAGAGACUUUUAUAGUCUUAAAUUUACAUCUCCUAGCUCUUCCAUUCUCCUAGGCCCCACACCUGCCGAGACCCAUUGUAUCGCCCAUCCUCUUCCCUGGACCCCAAUGCAUUACAUAGACUUUAGGGUCUGUUGUGAUGUCAUAAGAAAUCAUUUGGUUCUGGCAAGAAAUUAGCAAUAAUGACACAUAUAAUCUGAGAAAUGUUUACUGGUGAGUAGCAAGAGUGUAUUCGAGUCAGAUACAAACUUUCUCUCUCCCUCUCCAUGUUACAAAUAUUCCUGUAAAUCAUUCUGUAUAAAUGAAUCCAAUUAUUUUAAAGACCUAGAUGAUGUUUUACUUAAAUUGUUAUACUUCACAUCAAUACUUAGUCUUAAAUUAUGAUCUUGAUAAUGCAUAUGGUUUUGUGUCACAAUUUUAUUUCAGCUUGAUAGAAACAAGAACAGAGGAAAUAAUUUUCAGAAGUUCACAAUUUUGUGUGCCCGAUACAAAUUCCUCUCAUCUCAUUAAUAAUUCAAAUUGCCCUUCUGCAGAUGCUCUGUUCCCCAAAACAGAUCAGUCUUCCAUUAAGAGCUGGAAGACAACAUGAUACGCAUAGGGUGGCACAGUGGCACAACAGUAAAGUUGCUGCCUUACUGCGCCAGAGACCCAGGUUCGAUCCCGACUUUGGGUACUGGCUGUACGUAGUUUGUACGUUCUCCCUGUGACUGCAUGGGUUUUCCCCAGGUGUUCCGGUUUCCUCCCACAUCCCAAAAAACGUGCACAUUUUUAAGAGUUAAAUUGUCCCUGAUGUGUAGGAUAGAAUUAGUGGCAGUUGUGGUGAUUGUUGAUCAGCGUGGACCCGGUGGGCCUGUUGCCACACUCUAUAUCUCUCUAAACCUGUUA
Molecule: messenger RNA, 4925 nt
Organism: Leucoraja erinaceus (little skate)
Lineage: Eukaryota; Metazoa; Chordata; Chondrichthyes; Rajiformes; Rajidae
Exons: 3
Coding region: 2870-4057 (395 amino acids)
Source: RefSeq, a predicted model, not a curated record